This is a messenger RNA of Solea senegalensis (Senegalese sole), 2502 nucleotides long. Its product is annotated as ras-related protein Rab-6A. Bases 256 to 882 code for a protein of 208 amino acids. The transcript has 9 exons. Gene Ontology annotation, molecular function: GTPase activity; GTP binding. NCBI's taxonomy places the organism in Eukaryota, Metazoa, Chordata, Actinopteri, Pleuronectiformes, Soleidae. The record is from RefSeq and is a predicted model, not a curated record.
AUGAAGAAGAAGACGUCCGGCGACGGUAGCUACUGCUGCUGCGGCUGUUGUGGACAUGUCAGAGGAGGCGCAGCUGGACUAGGUUUAGUGUUUUGAAGCUUGGGGGAGUACUUUUACCGCACGAAACGUCGCCAACUGGACUAAUACAGCAGUAAUACGUCACGGAUCCCGGUCCUUUGAUAUUUGACAACUGGUAAACUAGCGUUAGCUGGCCAACUGGCGAGCCUCGGAAAGUAGGUCUUGUUCCAUACAGUCAUGUCUUCGGCCGGAGACUUCGGAAACCCUUUGAGAAAAUUCAAACUGGUCUUUCUCGGAGAACAGAGUGUGGGAAAGACCUCCUUGAUCACAAGGUUUAUGUAUGACAGCUUUGACAACACCUACCAAGCCACAAUAGGAAUAGAUUUCCUGUCGAAAACUAUGUAUCUUGAAGACAGAACGAUCAGGUUGCAGUUAUGGGACACAGCAGGACAAGAGCGAUUUCGAAGCCUCAUCCCAAGUUACAUCAGAGACUCUGCUGCUGCUGUCGUAGUGUACGACAUCACAAAUGUCAAUUCCUUCCAGCAAACCACAAAAUGGAUUGAUGACGUGAGAACAGAGAGAGGGAGUGACGUCAUCAUUAUGCUGGUGGGAAACAAGACAGACCUUGCAGACAAGAGACAGAUAACCACAGAGGAGGGAGAACAGAGAGCGAAAGAGAUGAAUGUUCUUUUUAUUGAAACAAGUGCAAAGACGGGCUACAAUGUCAAACAGCUUUUCCGUCGCGUGGCAGCUGCCCUCCCUGGCAUGGACACCACGCAGGACAAAGGUCGAGAGGACAUGAUUGACAUCAAACUCGAGAAACCACUGGAGCAACCCGUCAGUGAUGGAGGCUGCCCCUGCUAAUGGCGUGUGCCAUUAUUGCUAAAUAAUGCUACUGGCUUCUUCACUCUUCACUACACCUGCCUCUGUUCCCCAGUGAGAAACCCGCCCCCCCCCCUCCGGACGAACACUACAUCCUUUAUCAUCACCUUUGUGGAAGCUGUGCACUCUCAGGUGGAUGCUCUGAAAGUCAUAAAUCACUUCAACUGAACAUUUGCACUGUAACACACACACUGAAACAGUAUUUCAGCCUGUUCUACUUUUACUGUCAAUUUAUUUUAAGUGAAAGAAAAAUCAAAGUCUGUGCGUUUAAAGGUGUGAUAAUUCUUUAAAAUGUUAAAUGUUGCUUUAAGAUGAAGAGGCACAAUGUGGUUUAGGUGUGUAUUAUUGAUCUUUAGCAGUUGAUUAUGUUGUCAUAAUUAAGGAAACAGGCAGCUUAGGUGGCCACUUGCAGCCGUUUUGAGUCACAUGAUAUGACGAGGUACAUGAUAUAAACACACUGAAACAUUAUUACUAAGGCAAUACUAAAACAAGCACGCAACACCUAAUACAAGAGCAACACUACCACUCUAUUAUCCACGUUUCUGUCCCCUAUUUCCUUCCCCCACUGUUCCCUUCACAUGGGUUAUUAUUAGCAAGGCUUACAUUUUCUAUCACUGUUUAAUUUGCAUAUUCUUUUUUUAUGUUUUAAGAAUUAUAUCUUCAAAACCCUUCCAUAAACAUUAGAUGUGGAGAUUUGGGCCUGUUUGAGUUAAAUUAGUAGUAGUAGUGGUUUUCUUUAGCACUGGGUUUGUUAAGUUUGGUAUGACAUUUGAUUUAAAGCUGCAGUAGACAGGAUUGCUGUAAUCCACAUUCGAGAUUGAGCCACAGAUUAUGACGGUAUUCAGAUUUUAGGAUUGGUUCUCUCUUGGAAUCUUUCUCAGAUUACUUAGUUUUACAUUAUGAUGAAAGAUUAUUGUGGAAUUAUUGAUCAGUCACACCAAACAAAUCCUGCAUACUUUACCUUUAAAUACUUUUUUUUGUUAGUGAUUAUUCUUGUUUGUAUUUAAUCCAAAAUGGCAAUAUUUAUUUUUGUUGGAUUUAUGUUUUUAUUUUUAUUUUAUGGGUCUUCAUAUCUUUUCACUUUUGCUGAAUCACUACUCAAUUGUUCAACAGAAUCAGUAGAGAGAGCGUCUGCUGCUUCCUUCAACACUUCUAAAUGACAAUUUCAUCACCAUCCUGAUAUUACUCUUAUGGAAGAGAGUCUUAUUUCUAUAGCAUAGUAAGUCCUUACUGUCUGGUAUGGUUUUAAAUGAAAGAAUAAAAUGACAUGUCACCACUCCUGGAAUGCAUGUCUUAUUGAGAGAUGUAAUGUUUUGUGUGUCACUUUUACAUUUGAUUGCUAUCUAAAUCCUAAAUCAACGUGAUCUCCAUAUAGUGAUCUGUUUCUGCUUUGGUUACAGUUAUGUGUGAUCCACAGCAUCCACUGUGCGCUGAUAAGUCAAAGGCGUCACAAUGAUGCAAUGAUUUCAUUUCACACUUCAGGAGAAGCACAGAUAUCGACGUCUUGCGUUGAAGUUUCAACCGAGCAGCAACAGAAAACCUGGAAGCAGCGAGAAGUUCACUCAGCUGAGUGAAGCCUACGAUGUUCUCAGCGACCGUGAG